AGAACCCGGCACUCUCUCCCCAUCCAUCUCUGCCGUGCCUCAGUCGCCUGCACCUCUUCAAAGACAAAGGAGGCCCUCCAUCAGCACUCAGUCUCUCCUCACGUCCAGCACAAGAAGCUCCAAGAUGCCGGACACAAUCAUGUCCAAGGAGCCCAGUUCCAACCUGGAGAGUGCCAUGCAGAUGCUCAUAAAGACGUUCCACAAGUACUCUGGGAAGGAGGGCGACAAGUACACGCUGAGCCGGGGCGAACUGAAGGAGCUGCUCCUGGAGGAGCUGGGGACCUACUUAGGGGGCUCCAAAGAUAAUGAGGCGGUUGAGAAGGUGAUGAACGACCUGGACGCCAACAACGACGGGGAGGUGGACUUCACCGAGUUCAUCAUCCUGAUGGGCGCGCUCACGGUCGCCUGCAACGACUUCUUCCUGGAUUGCAAAACAGAUGAGAAACCGACAGAUGAAUGCAAAGGCGGGUCGGCGGAGAAGAAAAACUGAAUUAGUGCGAAGAGCGGAACCGGGGCAGAGAGGUUGGAGGGGGAGAGAGGGUGGAGAGGAAGGGGGUGUUAAAGAGGAGGAGGGGAAAUAACUGUAAGGGAAAGAAGACAGAUGGGAUUUUUCUUCUUUGGCUACAACUACGCAGGAGGGGAACGGUGGGCAGAAGGUGUGCGGGUUCAUAGUGAUUCAGCAAGGAGAAGUGCUUUUGUUCUUUGCAGCCGUAUUUGAGACCAAAGCACAUCGGGGAGCCAGUUGCAGUCAAAGCAGAGAGAGACGUUACGUACAGAACAGGGUUUAUAUUACAAUUCCUCCAACACAUAUUUAGCAGUUUUGACAGCAUAAUCUGAAUCAGGCCCUGGAAAGAAAAUACGUUUGGCAGAACGUACGCUGGGAUUUCUGAGCAUUUCUUAUGAAUGAAUUAUUUGGGAACGUAAAUUAAGUUGCAAAUUAUUAUAGUAGUGUAUGUACUCAGCGUAACAAUACAACAUGUUGUAUCGCCUUUCCUGUGCAUAUUUUGUAACCCAUUUUGGUAGUGACCAAUGCAUUUCUGAAAAUAUUAAACGUGGCAUUUAACCAACUAUUUA
This is a messenger RNA of Gasterosteus aculeatus aculeatus (three-spined stickleback), 1074 nucleotides long. It is a transcript of the gene s100s, whose product is annotated as S100 calcium binding protein S. NCBI's taxonomy places the organism in Eukaryota, Metazoa, Chordata, Actinopteri, Perciformes, Gasterosteidae. Gene Ontology annotation, molecular function: calcium ion binding; calcium-dependent protein binding. Gene Ontology annotation, cellular component: cytoplasm. The record is from RefSeq and is a predicted model, not a curated record.